GUUUAUCGCCAUUGUCGUUUCCGGUCCUCAUCUGAGGAAUUCGUCACCGCAACGCCUGAGAAAAUACGCCAUUUAACUCCGAAGAGAUACAAUUACAUUACACGGGGACAUUUUAACGACUAAUUUAUUCACUUGUGCUACGACUGGAUACGUUUGCAAGUUGGCUGUCGCGAGACAGCCGUUAGACUAACCGCAUUUCGCUUUCCGGCUCGGGGUCCUGUGUUAGCGCUAUGGAAGGCAGCGCCAGCGUCAGGAGAGCCCUGUGCGGCACUCUGGUGCCUGCCGCCCUCACCACCAUCGCCCUUAGGCCGGAGUCCAAAGACGCUGACGCAGGGAAGCCGCACAAAAAAGUAUUGAACGAGGAGGAUUACAUUGAGAGCUUGGAGAAGAUCAUCCAGAGGGACUUUUUCCCAGACGUGACCAAACUGCAGGCCCAGAAAGACUAUCUGGAUGCCGAGGAAAUUGGAGACCUGGAGCGCAUGAGAGAAAUCUCAAUCCGCUACGGAAAGUCCAAGAACACACCUCAACCCUCUGCACCCUAUGUGACGCCGGCGAGCUUUGAGACACCAGUGGGCCGUGCAGGAUCGCCAACUAUCUCCAACAGAGGCGGAGAUGCCGAAAGCGUGGCGGGCGACAAGCGCGAGGAGAAGGAGCUGCCAUCGCUGGAUCGCUUCCUGACCAAAAACACCAGCGAGGACAAUGCCUCGUUUGAGCAGAUCAUGGACCUGGCCGACGACAAGGAGAAGAUGAAGCAUGCGUGGCUGUACGAAGCCGAAGCCGAGUUCAAAGAGCGUCAUGAGCAGAAUCUUGCCUUACCACAACCAGAGAAGGCCGCUCUUGAGUGUGUAAAAGCUGGCCUGGAAACGUGGGAAUAUAAAGCAAAGAACGCCUUGAUGUACUAUCCAGAAGGCGUCAAAGACGACGACGCACUCUUCAAGAAACCACGCGAGGUGGUUCAUAAGAACACGCGCUUCACCGGCGACCCGUUCAGCAAGGCGCUGAACAAGAGCCAGAUCCAGCAGGCUGCAGCGCUCAACGCACAGUUCAAACAGGGUAAGGUGGGUCCAGACGGCAAAGAGUUGAUCCCGCACGAUUCUCCCACGGUGAACGGUUAUGGCUUCGAAAGGACGCCCUCCCCCGCCCCUGGCAUGGCCGAGUCACCGCUAAUGACAUGGGGAGAAAUCGAGAGCACCCCGUUCCGCUUGGAGGGAUCCGACACGCCAUACGCCGAGAGGAACCACGGCCCCUCGUUUAAGAUUCCCGAGCCAGGGAGACGGGAGCGGCUGGGCUUGAAGAUGGCCAACGAAGCGGCCGCCAAAAAUCGAGCCAAAAAACAGGAAGCCCUGAGGAAAGUCACAGAAAACCUGGCCAGCCUGACCCCGAAAGGUCUGAGUCCAGCCCUGACGCCAGCCCUGCAACGUCUGGUCAACCGCACGUCCAGCAAGUACACAGAUAAAGCUCUGCGGGCCAGCUACACCCCGUCGCCCUUGCACCGCGCCAUUGGCUGCAAGUCCCCGUUCGGCGGGCCGUCCACACCUUCGGGCACACCCACACCCGACAAGGCCAAGACGCCAGGAGCACACGACGAGUCAUCCCUCACUGACAAUCUGCUGGAGCUGCCCAAAAGGCGGAAAGCCUCUGACUUUUUUUAAAGAACCUUUUGGUGGACUUCAUGCUAUGUCGGGAAUUCAUUCGCUUUGCAUUUUUGUUUCACCAUUUUACAAUGGUGACCAUUUUGUAUUUAUUUGUGUUGUUCACACAAACAAAAAUAUAACCAGUACAACACGUAUCCAAACACUGUUAUCAAAAGCGCGUCAUCAUGUUACUCAAUGUUGCAGUUCAGAAAUUUUCUGACGUGAGACUUUCUUUCUCUGUUUCCUUCGGCAUUAUUUUUAUAAUUAAAAUACAGUGGGACAAAGUUG
Molecule: messenger RNA, 1922 nt
Organism: Hippocampus zosterae (dwarf seahorse)
Lineage: Eukaryota; Metazoa; Chordata; Actinopteri; Syngnathiformes; Syngnathidae
Gene: ess2
Product: ess-2 splicing factor homolog
Exons: 10
Coding region: 231-1652 (473 amino acids)
Cellular component (GO): catalytic step 2 spliceosome
Source: RefSeq, a predicted model, not a curated record